This is a messenger RNA of Hepatospora eriocheir, 414 nucleotides long. Lineage: Eukaryota; Fungi; Microsporidia; Hepatosporidae. The record is from the annotation of a GenBank genome assembly.
AUGGGAGAAUUUUCAGAAAAUAGUGAUGACAAGAAUUUAUAUACAGAAGAGAAGGUUGAAACGGUAACAAAACCUAUACCAGUACCGGGAGGAUCCUUAUAUUUCAAAAGUAAAGGAAAAAGAAAGAGAACUAAUAAAAAUCAAGAUGUUGUAUUUACUGACUAUGUACCAGAAAUAGAGUACCACAAUAAGAGGUUUACGGAGAAAGAAUAUAAUGAUGCCCUACUGUUUCUUUAUUUCACUAAGAAUGUAAAGAACGCAAAACCAGAAAAGGGUGAAAACAUUAAGACAGUGGAUGGUAUUACAUUUAUGAUUGAGAAUAAUCGAAAUACUUGUAUUUAUUGUGGUAAGAGUUAUAUCCAUUUAAAGAAGUUAGCUGUUCAUAUGAUAAAGCUUCAUAACUUUAAAAAAUAA